UUUUUGAUCAAAGACAAUUCACUAUUGUUAAAAAGUUAAUAUUACGGAGAACCAAACACAUAUGAGGCCAUGAUUACCCUUUGAAUCUUAACCAUCCCCUUCUGUUCAAAAUCCUUUCCUUGUCUUCCAAAUAUUCCUCCUUUCAUCUUUCUUUCUGAUCAAAUAUUUUCACGUACGAAGCAAAAAUGAAGAGCCGGAGCAGAAACUUCGCCACCCUGAGUUUGAUGAUAAUUACGGUUUUGUUAAGGACGAAGAUUGUGGCUGGACAAGAAGCACUAUUAGGAAAGAAAGUAUUGCCGUUGUGCCACAGAGAAUGUAUGCCAAUAUGCAUGAAAGUGACAGAAGCAACGCAAGAAAUUUGUGAGGGGGCAUGCCAAGCUGGUUGUGUCCAGCUUCAAGGACGAGGCACCGGACUUUCAGCCACUGAUCAAGGAGUCGAUAUGGUAAUUGCAUAGAGAAAUAUUUAAUAUAUUUUUACAGGAAAAAAAAUAAGAUUUUGUAUCACCAUACGGUAGUUAUCUUUUAUAUGUAGCUGAUUGUACAACUGGGGAAUCUCUUAAACACCGAUGUAGCAAGUAUGCAUUAUGAUAAAUAUUAUCCAGUCUAUUCCGAAAA
Messenger RNA from Brassica napus (rape), 615 nucleotides. RefSeq lists its product as uncharacterized. The transcript has a single exon. Lineage: Eukaryota; Viridiplantae; Streptophyta; Magnoliopsida; Brassicales; Brassicaceae. The record is from RefSeq and is a predicted model, not a curated record. The coding region runs from base 186 to 455 and encodes 89 amino acids.